AUGCCGACAAACGGUUCGUCUGCGGCUACGUCCACGUCUACGUUUGAUCGAAUUAGCAUCAAGCUCCCGGAGUUUACUCCUGAGGACCCCGAACUUUGGUUCUGCGUUAUCGAACGCAAUUUCGUGGCCGCGGGGAUUACUUCGGAUGGCAUAAAGGCCAGUUAUGUGACGGGUGCGCUUGGGCCCCGGUAUAUCGCUGAGGUGCGCGACGUCUUAUUGGACCCCCCGGCCACCGGCUUAUUUGAGGCCCUAAAAAAGGAAUUGAUUAGCCGGUUAAGUGUUUCCAAGGAAAAGAAGGCCAGAAGACUUUUGGAACAUGAAGAAAUCGGUGACCGCAAGCCAUCGCAAUUUCUUCGGCAUUUGCGUGGUUUGGCGGGUACUUGUGUGUCCGAGUCCUUAUUACGCACGCUUUGGUUGGGACGUUUACCUGCGAACGUGCAGGCCAUUCUGGCGACGCAAAUGGAUACGGCGCUGGAUAAGGUGGCCGAGUUAGCGGACGCAAUCACCGACACCAUGCCUGGACGUCCCGUGGUGGCCGAAACAGCAACCGCCAGUGCAUCAAUGCAACCGUGCUCCGCGGAUACUGUAACGGAGCGGAUGAUGCAGUUGCUCAUCACGUUAAAGAGCCAAACGGAAGUGAUGCAGAGUCAAAUCGCGGAAUUGCGGACGUCUCGGAGGGAUUAUCGGCCUUUCCGGCGAUUUGAGCGGAGACGUAGUUCGUCGAGGCGCCGAUUCAACUCGCGAGAUCGGUCCCCAGCGCCUGAUGGCAUGUGCUGGUAUCACGCGAAUUACGGGCCCAAGGCGCAUCGGUGCAUCGCGCCGUGUUCUUAUGUACCGCCAUCGGGAAACAAUCCGGGCAGUCGUUAA
Messenger RNA from Osmia bicornis bicornis, 867 nucleotides. RefSeq lists its product as uncharacterized. The coding region runs from base 1 to 867 and encodes 288 amino acids. The transcript has a single exon. The record is from RefSeq and is a predicted model, not a curated record. Lineage: Eukaryota; Metazoa; Arthropoda; Insecta; Hymenoptera; Megachilidae.